Molecule: messenger RNA, 1167 nt
Organism: Lottia gigantea (owl limpet)
Lineage: Eukaryota; Metazoa; Mollusca; Gastropoda; Lottiidae
Exons: 5
Coding region: 1-1167 (388 amino acids)
Source: RefSeq, a predicted model, not a curated record
AUGGGCGAGUGUACUAUAGAUCAUAAUUUUGACGAACUAGAUUUGUUAGAACUGUUGGAUCUCGGGGAUGAAUGGGGAGUCGAUUUACAAGGCAUAAAAACAGUGGAAUCAUGUAGAGAGCGCCUGGAACUUCAUAAACGUAAAGAAGAAAAUAAACAGUUUUUCAAAUUUAAUCAGGAGCAAUUUAAAAGUAUUAAUCAGGAAUACGGGGACAAAACGAAAGCCAUUAUAGAAUUAUUAAAGAAAGUAAGAACAAGUCUGGGUUCAAGUUUGAAACCUGUUGCCUCUAUACUUAAAGCUGGAAAUAUUUCAGACGAUUUAAAUGAAGAUUUUGAUCAACAUAUAAAAGAUCUGGAGAGUCGAGAAUGUUGUUUAGUAUUUGCUGGAGAAACUAGUUCGGGUAAAAGUAGUUUAUUAAAUCUUGUGCUAGGCAUGGACAUUUUACCCACACAUGCUCUUAGUUGCACGUUUAUAAUUUGCAAACUAAAGUACUCCAAGUCAUAUGGAUCCAAGAUUCUAUACAAUGACGGAACGACAAAAGAAUUUCAGUACGAAACAUCUGAACUUGCUAAAAUAUCUCUGAACGAAAAAAUAUUUGAAACAAAUCACCAGAAUCGUGACACAGAAUCGAGAAUAAAAGAAAUAGAAAUUUAUCUGCCAGCAGUCAUAUUACAGACUGGUAUCACUAUAGUCGACACUCCAGGUUUUGGGGAAAAUAACACGUUAAAUGACAAAGUUGUUCGAUUUAUAUCUUCGUCCUCGAUAACAGGUUUUAUAUAUCUAAUCAGAACAGAUACUGGUGGUGGAGUAGAGGAAGACAGGCUUCUCGAUUUUCUCCGGGAAAUACAAAAACUUCGAACCAGAAAUUCAAUAACAAAAAUGGGCGAUGCAAUGAAUAAUAGUGGAUCUAUGUUUAUUUGUAACCGAUGGGAUAUAGUGAGAGACGACCAGAAAGAGACUGUUAAAGCAAAUGCAAUUUCAAAACUCAUGGACGUUUGGCCAGGUCUCAAACAGUCUCAGGUCGAGUUUUUUUCGACUGAAGAUGCUGCCAAACACGCAAAUAUUGACAGAGACUACAUCACUCAAGAUUUUGCUGAUCUUCUCAAGAAGUUACUUACAAUCAUCCGGACUGCUCUGGAUACGCGAGUCAAGCAGCAUUACCUGUAA